Molecule: messenger RNA, 833 nt
Organism: Eruca vesicaria subsp. sativa (arugula)
Lineage: Eukaryota; Viridiplantae; Streptophyta; Magnoliopsida; Brassicales; Brassicaceae
Source: the annotation of a GenBank genome assembly
AUCUUGGAACAGUAGUAUCUCUUCUUUGAAUCAAUUCAAUCAUCAUCUGCUCACUCAUAUUUUUAGGGUCCAUGUCCGGGAACACCAAUUGCACGGUCUACAUAGGGAACUUGGACGAGAGAGUGAGCGAUAGGGUUCUGUAUGAUAUCUUGAUCCAAGCUGGGAGAGUAAUCGAUCUACACAUCCCUCGCGAUAAAGAAACCGAUAAACCCAAAGGCUUUGCCUUCGCAGAGUAUGAGACUGAAGAGAUCGCCGAUUACGCCGUCAAGCUCUUCUCCGGUCUUGUCUCUCUCUACAAUCGAACCCUCAAGUUCGCCAUAUCAGGACAAGACAAAGCACAGUCAGGUUCGGGUCAGAGGGGAAGAACUCAGUCUCUGGGUUUUGAAUAUUCGGAUAGAACUCAUCACCAUUCCGAGAGACUCUCAUCACUGUUGAUGCCUUCACCUACGCCUAUGCCUCUUGAUUACACUCAAGAGCCACCUCCGCCAGGAGUUUCAAAUGGAACCGGUUUGGAGUACAGCAGAAGGGUUCUGGGGUCGGCACUAGAUAUCAACCAUUCAAGACCGGGUCGCUACUGAUCUAGUGAGAAAACCACUUUUCUUUGCUUUUUUGUUGUUGUCAUGAUUAAUUAUAAUCAGUGUGUCUUGAUUCAUCCUGCAAAGAAAGAACUAGAGGGAGGUGAAGGUUUCAUGAUUGUAAUGUUCCAAGGAAGUUUGAUGUAAUUUUGUUUUUUUUCGUUGAAAAGACAGAUUUUUCUGUGUUGUUUAGAACAAAGGUAACGUGUUUCAGAUUUGAAACCAAGUAAGUGGAUUACAUUUGCAGGUGAAUUAGCC